CUCCUGGCCUUUGUCUUGCAGGCUUACGUAGAAAAGCCCAUUGUGAAGAACUAUUUCUACUAUUACCUGUUCCGGUUUUCAGCCGCCUUGGGACAGGAAGUGUUCUACAUCACGUUCCUCCCAUUCACCCACUGGAAUAUCGAUCCUUACUUGUCCAGAAGAUUGGUCAUGAUAUGGGUUUUGGUGAUGUACAUUGGUCAGGUGGCCAAGGACAUCCUGAAGUGGCCCCGGCCCUCGUCCCCUCCCGUUGUGAGACUUGAAAAGAGAGUGGUUGCAGAAUACGGAAUGCCAUCCACCCACGCCAUGGCAGCCACUGCCAUUUCCUUCACCCUCCUCAUCUCUACCAUGGACAGGUACCAGUACCCUUUUGCCUUGGGCCUGACAAUGGCUGUGGUGUUCUCUACAUUGGUGUGUCUCAGCAGACUCUACACUGGGAUGCACACAGUCCUGGAUGUGCUGGGUGGAGUGCUGAUCACUGCCCUCCUCAUUACCCUCACCUGCCCCGCCUGGACCCUCAUCGACUCCCUGGACUCAGCCAGCCCCCUCUUCCCUGUGUGUGUCAUCGUCGUGCCGUUCUUCUUGUGCUACAACUACCCCGUGUCAGACUACUACAGCCCAACCAGGGCGGACACCACCACCAUCGUGGCUGCUGGGGCUGGAGUCACCCUUGGAUUCUGGAUCAACCAUUUCUUCCAGCUGGUGGCCCAGCCCACCCCAUCCUUUCCUGUAAUUCGGAGCAUCCCGGCCCUCACCAGGGACAUGCUGGUUCUGGGUCUGACCAAAUUUACAGUGGGAAUUGUGUUGAUCGUCUUGGUUCGUCAACUCGUACAAAACCUCUCCCUGCAAGUGUUAUUCUCCUGGUUCAAGGUGGUGACGAGGAACAAGGAGGCCAGGCGAAGACUGGAGAUUGAAGUCCCUUACAAGUUUGUCACCUACACGUCUGUUGGCCUCUGUGCCACGACUUUUGUGCCAAUGUUGCACAGGUUUUUGGGGUUGCUCUGAGCCCCAAACAGAUGGAAACUAGUCCAUGAAUGUGGAGAGGCAAAAUGUGAGAAACUGUCUGUUGGGGCAAUCUCAACCGCGCCUGUUUAAGGAUAUCUUAAGUCUUAUUUUUGUUUUGCUGAUGCAACAUAGAUGCCACUGCUGUGGUGCCAGCAGUGAGACUGGUCUAUAAGGACUAGGCUUCCAUUGACCCCGGCCUGAAACCACACCUGAUGUCUGUUGAGCCACCCCUCCCUUUCUGUUACAUGGACUUAGGAGGCCAGUCGUGGGUAGACUGGAAUUGUGGCCUGACUUGGAAUGGCUACAAGCCCUACUGGGCUCUAGAGAACCAACAGACUUCAGGUAAUAUGGAGGCAGAAUACUUCUUUUCAGGUACAACCUUGCCUAAUGCCUAGUCUCAUUCCCCAAACUGCAAUUCGGUGGCACCAUGAAAAAUUGCACUCCUUGGGCAGAGUGACAUCUUGAGCUUUAA
Messenger RNA from Phodopus roborovskii (desert hamster), 1474 nucleotides. It is a transcript of the gene Sgpp2, whose product is annotated as sphingosine-1-phosphate phosphatase 2. The transcript is spliced from 4 exons. Gene Ontology annotation, molecular function: sphingosine-1-phosphate phosphatase activity. Gene Ontology annotation, biological process: phospholipid dephosphorylation; sphingosine metabolic process. The record is from RefSeq and is a predicted model, not a curated record. Bases 169 to 1002 code for a protein of 277 amino acids. Gene Ontology annotation, cellular component: endoplasmic reticulum membrane. Lineage: Eukaryota; Metazoa; Chordata; Mammalia; Rodentia; Cricetidae.